AUGGACCACGCAGGCCAAGUCCUCGAGGUCGCUCACAAUAUAUACGCCAGGGCCAACGAAACAUCGACAGAUGCGACCGAGCAGACAAGACCGCCGGUAUAUAAGGUCAUUGGUAUUUGUUUAGCAAUUGGUUCCGGCUUAUUUAUUGGCACGUCAUUUGUCUUGAAAAAGGUUGGGUUGCUGAAGGCGAACGAGAAAUACCAAGAGGUCGCGGGAGAGGGCUAUGGCUAUCUCAAGAACGUAUACUGGUGGUCGGGCAUGACGCUGAUGAUCGUGGGAGAGAUUUGCAACUUUGUCGCAUACGCCUUCACUGACGCCAUCCUGGUCACACCGCUUGGUGCUCUCUCUGUUGUUAUUACCACAGUUCUCUCGGCCAUCUUCUUGAAAGAAAGAUUGAGCAUGGUAGGCAAGGUCGCUUGCUUUCUCUGCAUAGUAGGGUCUGUCGUUAUUGUCAUGAAUGCACCAGAGGAGUCCUCCGUGGCCAACAUUCAGGAAAUGCAAAAGUUCGUCAUUGCUCCCGGCUUCCUCAGUUACACCGGCGUCAUUAUCAUUGGGUCCGCAAUUACCGCCUUCUACGCCGGACCACGAUGGGGCAACAAGAACAUGCUCGUCUAUAUUUCGAUAUGCAGCUGGGUCGGAGGAUUGAGUGUGGUGGCUACACAGGGUUUGGGCGCUGCAAUUGUGGCACAAAUCCAAGGCACGUCAGGCGGCCAAUUCACGCAUUGGUUUUUAUACGUCCUGCUUGUUUUCGUUGUGGGAACACUUCUAACAGAAAUUAUCUUUCUUAACAAAGCGUUGAAUCUCUUCAACGCGGCCAUGGUCACACCCACCUAUUACGUCUACUUUACUAGCACAACUAUCAUUACCUCAGCCGUGCUAUUCCAAGGUUUUAAGGGUACGGCAUCAUCCAUCGUCACUGUUGUGAUGGGGUUUCUGGUUAUUUGCUCCGGAGUCGUACUGUUGCAGUUGUCCAAGUCUGCUAAAGAUGUUCCCGAUACUGCCGUGUUCAGCGGAGACUUGGACCAGAUACAUACCAUUGCGGAGCAAGAACAGCCUGAGACAGAACCCAAAGCCGAUGCUAUUCGCGGUGCCGCAGCUAUUGUGCGGAGAAUCUCAAAAUCGCGCAUGAAGAUGGAGGCAAAGGAGCUUGAACGUCUUCACCAAGAAAAGGAGGCACAGCGCUUGGAGACUGUUAGUGAAGACGGACAUUCACAGUUCGAAUGGGAUGGUAUAAGGAGAAGACGAACAACUAUGAUGAGCCAGAGGAGUCGACCUACGACCUCGCCGAACCCUUUCACUCACCCGCACACCGUACCCCAGGGUGUUCCUUUCACUCCUCCCCCCAGAACGCCGCAUCCGCCACUAGGCAUGGCGAACUUCCCGUCCGAGGAAGAAUUAGAGGAGGAGCGAAACCGUCAAGCAUCUCCUGGUCUGUUGUCCAGCAUUGCAGGCACCGUCCGCAGCCGGGCACGCGGUAUUCUUCCUGGCCACCCCGAUUUUCGGCCUGGCUCUAGGGAUCCAAAGACGCAAAGUCCUAUGCAUCCCAUGCAACUUACAGAUAUCGCCAUCCCUAGCCAUAAGCUUAGCAGCGACGAAACCCCCUACGGUGCUACGCACGAGCACGUCUAUGGCUUGCCGGAUAGCCUCCGACGCCAAGAUACCUCAUAUGGUGGCGCUUUGGCUGCUACGAAAUCUACAGCAAGUGUCGGAUCCGCUGGUAACAGCCGCCAUAUCCAGUUCGAUGACCCGCCGAAUAUAGGCGCCAGCUCGAGUUCGCUCGCUGUACCGCCGCCUACACCCCCUCCUCAUAGGGGCGACGGUAAUUCAGCGCGUCGGCAAUUCUCGUUCCAAAAUGUGUUCCGCCGGCAUCAAGCUGACGGACCACAGGAACCAGAAGCGCGCCAAGCGUCCUCGAUCGUGAAGCCGACCUCACGAGCAGGCCUUGGCAGCAGAGGUUACUCGAAUCCGCAGGUGAAGGAUGCAACGGAGGAGGAGAGACUCGGACUUGUUAAAGGCGAUUCACACUCUAUGCCUGCAUUACCGCAGUACGACGAUGAUUAUUACGACGACGACGACCCCGAUGUUUACUUAGAAGAAAAGAGAGCCGCACGACAUGGACGAGACAUAACGACCAGUCCGCCCAGACGUGGCAGUGAUGAUGAGGCACAGGAGGCAGCUGACUACGAAGCGAGGCGGAGUAGAUUUAACGACAGCAGAAGUGAAUCAAGUACAGGAUCGCCGCCGAGACCAACUCCUGGACGAAGAGACCCCCCCGGAGGGAGUGGAGCAUACUUCUAG
Messenger RNA from Truncatella angustata, 2298 nucleotides. RefSeq names its product magnesium transporter NIPA-domain-containing protein. Gene Ontology annotation, biological process: magnesium ion transport. The record is from RefSeq and is a predicted model, not a curated record. Bases 1 to 2298 code for a protein of 765 amino acids. Gene Ontology annotation, cellular component: membrane. Gene Ontology annotation, molecular function: magnesium ion transmembrane transporter activity. NCBI's taxonomy places the organism in Eukaryota, Fungi, Ascomycota, Sordariomycetes, Amphisphaeriales, Sporocadaceae. The transcript is spliced from 2 exons.